Toxorhynchites rutilus septentrionalis is the source of this 1906-nucleotide messenger RNA. RefSeq names its product protein yellow-like. Bases 439 to 1779 code for a protein of 446 amino acids. The transcript is spliced from 7 exons. The record is from RefSeq and is a predicted model, not a curated record. Lineage: Eukaryota; Metazoa; Arthropoda; Insecta; Diptera; Culicidae. Gene Ontology annotation, cellular component: extracellular region.
AAUUUCGGAGGUCUACAAGUGAACUGAAAUUACAAAGAAAAUAUUAUUGUGUUCCGCUUGAAUUUUAUUAUACAAGGAUAGCAGAAAGCCUGUUCAACAGGCGGCAUACGUGGGACGGAGAUAUUCCCCGAUUCAAUGAGCUCUUUCGGAGCACGAUAGGUUUUUAUUCCAACCGCAACGAAACGGAUGUGUGACAUUAAGGAUCAUCCGACCGGCAUUCGACGAAGUCGCAGUGUCCCCCAGCGACCGCCAUUACACGCUGGGCUUUUUGAUUUGUGACCCGACCGCAAUAUACUGUGAGGUAGUUGCUGGAAGAAACGGUGGCAUACCGACGAUAAAUCGGGCUUCAUCUGUAUCCAGCCUGUAUCAGCGCACACAGCAUAGCACGCAGCCAGUCAGCAACGUCCGGUAAAACCCUGCGCACAGAUCCAGGAUAAAAUGAUAUUACGGACGUGCAUUCUAAUCUGUUUAGCCACCCAUUGGGUCCAUGCCCAACAAACCGUCGGCAAACAGCUGAAAUGGGUGACGCAGUGGAAGUCACUGGACUUUGUUUUUCCCACGCCGAAAGAUCGUGAAGAUGCGCUCGCUUCCGGACGAUUCGUUCCGGAGAAUUGCAUUCCCCUGGACAUGGACGUCGACUAUAACAGCAAUCCUCUUCGCUCGCGAGUAUUCGUCUCGGUGCCACGAUUUAUCGAAGGUAUACCGGCUACCCUGGGGGUGAUAUCUUCACAGGUUGGACCUUCAGGACCACUUGUGGAACCCUACCCUAACGCUGCUAUUCAGUCCAAUCCGGAGGAUAGCCGCUGUAACGGGAUUGUAUCAGUGUUCAGAACAAUGAUCGAUGAGUGCAAUCGGCUUUGGAUCGUAGACACCGGCAAGAUCGGAGAUCGUAGAAUCUGUUUGCCAAAGAUCGUCGCGUUUGACCUGCGGACCGACACGAUCAUCCAUCAAUAUCAAAUACCGGCCAGUCAGUUAAUGUGUGAUAUUUCACUCCUCGUCAGUAUACUUGUAGACGUACGUGACCCCCCACCGCGAGGUUCCUGCUCGAACACGAUGGCCUACGUGGCGGACGUGACCGGAGCCGGGUUGAUUGUGUACGAUAUGGCGCGCGGCAAAUCGUGGCGUGUCACAAACAAACUGAUGCACCCAAACCCGGACUACGGCACGUUCACGAUCGCUGACGAGAGUUUCGAUCUGAUGGACGGAAUGCUUAGUAUGGCGCUCAGCCCAAAGACUCGCAGCGACCACAAUUCUCCGGACUUUGUGUUCAACUCCGCGUACGGGGUUUCCCAGCCGUCGCGGCCAGCGAUUCUGAACGAUCGGCUUCUGUUCUUCCACGCGCUCGCUUCGGCUGCGGAAAAUGCCGUCCGUACUUCCGUACUACACAACGACACCAUGUGGGAAGAGGAUGUUGGUGCGGUGCCACGCGAGUUCCGGGUGAUUGGAAGGCGAACCUCGCAAAGCGCUCCCGAAGCGAUGGAUAGCAAUGGAAAUUUGUUCUUCGGUUUACUCAACCAGAUGGCGAUAGCGUGCUGGGAUUCGACCACGAACUACAAUCCGCAAAACAUCAAAAUAGUCUCACAGAACUUUGAAACGCUGCAGUUUCCGAGCGGAGUGAAGGUUAUUCGCAAUAGAAAGGGAGUGGAGGAACUGUGGGUGCUAACCUGUCGAUUCCAGAAGAUUAUGACUGGAUCGUUGAAUAUGAACGAAACGAACUUCCGCAUACAGGCGAUACAGAUUCCGGAGCUGUUGAAUGGAUCACGCUCGUGUAAACGAUAGUGGAGCUAAGUCAGUACAUGUGUGUGAUUGGGAUGAUUAGGUCGUAAGUGGUAUGAAUAAGGUGAAUACGAGUCAAAAUAGUUUUUAAGGAUAAUAAUAAACAUUAAUUAUGAUUUUUUUCUUGUGA